This is a messenger RNA of Nelumbo nucifera (sacred lotus), 6989 nucleotides long. RefSeq names its product ARM repeat superfamily protein. Gene Ontology annotation, cellular component: t-UTP complex; 90S preribosome; small-subunit processome. Gene Ontology annotation, biological process: maturation of SSU-rRNA from tricistronic rRNA transcript (SSU-rRNA, 5.8S rRNA, LSU-rRNA); positive regulation of transcription by RNA polymerase I. Gene Ontology annotation, molecular function: snoRNA binding. The record is from RefSeq and is a predicted model, not a curated record. NCBI's taxonomy places the organism in Eukaryota, Viridiplantae, Streptophyta, Magnoliopsida, Proteales, Nelumbonaceae.
AGGGGUUUAGGGAUUAAACAAACGGUCUCCUUGCAAAAGUUCCUGAUUCUUCGAAGCGUUAUUCUUGCAAGAGCUCCUAAACCUCCAAAGCAAUAUUCUUGCAAGAGCUCUUGAAUCUCCAAAGCGAUAUCAACCAUGGCUACAACGAUCGCUUCUCAGUUGCAGGCAAUUAAGUCUUAUAUAAAAGCUGAUUCAGAACCCACCAAAAGACCCUUUACUCGGCCUUCCAUCAUCUUCAAUCCCAAAGAGGCUGCCGACACCGACCUUGACACAAUACUCUCUAUUGCGCUCUCAGGUUUGGAGGUUCUAAUAGACACGGACGAGCGUUUUAGAUGUUACAAAGAUGUUUUAUUUAGUCAAAGGAGUGGAGAAUUAGAUAGAGAAAUGAUGAAUGCGGAAGAAAAUAGCCGCAUUGACACAUCGAUUAAUUCGUAUUUGCGGUUACUUUCCGGGCACCUCCAACUGCAUGCUGCACUGAAGACACUUGAGUACUUAAUUCGCAGAUACAAGGCCCAUGUCUACAACACAGAUGAACUGGUCCUCUGUGCUUUGCCUUACCAUGAUACCCAUGCUUUUGUUCGGAUUGUGCAAUUAGUAGACUUGGGAAACAGUAAGUGGAGAUUUCUUGAAGGCACUAAAGUCUCAGGUGCACCACCGCCAAGGAAGAUUAUAGUUCAGCAAUGCAUCCGUGAUAUGGGGGUUUUGGAAGUUUUAUGCAACUAUGCGAUACCAUCAAAGAAGUCCCGGCCUUCAAGACCAGUGGUUAGCUUUUGUACUGCAGUUGUUGUUGAGGUUUUAGGUGCCAUUCCAUCAGUUGAUAGUGAUAAAGUGAAGAGAAUCCUCCCUUUUGUACUUUCUGGACUUAACCCCACUACAAAGGGAAGUCGAGAUCUCAAGGCUGGAGCUUUGAUAGUAGUUGGUUUACUAGCAAAUAGGACUGUGUUGGCUCCUAAGCUCGUCAACAGUUUGAUUCGUUCCAUUUCUGAGGUAGCUCGAGAGGAUAAAAAAGAGUCAGCUAACUUGCCAUGGCUCCGAAUGUCUCUUAUGACCAUAAUCAGCCUUGUUCAGAUGCAAUCUGUUCAGUUGUUUCCAAAGAAGGCCUUGGAGAUUCUUAAGGAAAUUAGGGAUCUAUCUGGAGUACUUGUGGAGCUGUCAAAGGAGUUCAAUAUCCAGAAGUUUCUUUCUAUUUAUUUGGAGUCGCUAGCUGACAACAGUUGUUCUGAUGAUUUAUCCUGUCAUGCCUUAAUAUCUACAAUUGAGACAGUUCCUGUGAAGCUUUUUAUCAGUAAUAUCGUCUCUAAGAUUCUUACUUCCUGCUUGAGAUUAUCUAAGGGAGGUGAUAUUUCUGCGAUAGGUGAAUCAGGGAGCUGGGCCAAAAAAAUACUGAUUGUUAUCCAGAAGAAGUAUCCAUCUGAAUUGCGGGGAGCUGUUUACAAGUUAUUGGAGGAUUCCAAAACUCAUUCCAUGAUGGAAGGUUCAAUUUUUGAGAUUUUGUGUUUGUUGCUGGAUGGGAAUUUGCAAGGGCCGGUGGAGAUAUCCGAUUCGAAAAUUUGGUUCUCUUUGGAGCAUCCAAAGGCUGAGGUUCGACGAGCCAUGCUAUCUACUUUGGGCAAAUCUGGUCUUUUGAAAGAUAAGGCUGUUGAUCCACAGAAACUUAUAACCAUUCAAGAAGCAAUACUGCGCCGCCUAAAUGAUUAUGACCUAAGUGUAGUCCAUGAGGCUCUAUCUUUGGAUGGUCUUUCUGGAAUUGCCGAUGCUAAUUGCCUUCUUGAAGCAUUUCGAAGUAUAAUUUUGCGGUGUAUUGACAUUUUAAUGAGCAGUCCAUCUGCCCACACUUCUCAAGCCUCUGAUGUUGCUCUGUCAUGCCUUGAUUGUGCAAUUCAGUUCUUCCAAGAUCAGCUAGACUAUUCACGGGAAUUUGCUACCUUGUUGUUUCCAUUACUUCUAAUUCUACCCAAGAUGUGGAGGUUAAAUAUGAAGGCAUUGGAGUUGGCUAAGAGAUCAAAAUGGCCAUUCUACCACAAUCUUGACGGAACAUAUAAUAUGAUCUCCACACAGAAGAAAUUGGAACAUAGCACUGUAGCUUCAAUUAAUAUGGGUACUAUUGGGGCAUUGGCUGAAGCUUUCUACAAACAACCUGAAGAAUAUAUGCCCUGGCUAGCUGAUUGUUGCAAUGCUUUUGAUCUGUCAAGGACAUUGAUUUUCUUUGUUAUUAUGCAGUCAUUUGUGAUCCAUAGGGAAAAUACUAGUGGCUUUUUAGCACUACUUCAAGUUUGCUUCCCAGUUAUUAAACAAGAGUGGAAUGAGAUUGAGGCUAAGGGUGAUUUUGUACUUGUGGAAGAGCAGUUCAAUGUGGAAAAGUUGGAUAAGGGUUGCAGUGCAUUCUUUUGCCAGCUGUUUGACUGCAAUUUUAAAGCGUUAAACGCAAACCUUUUGAUUUGCAUAUACUGGACUUUGCUAAAAGGAUUUAUUUCUACUGCUCCGCAAGGCACCUUGGUUGAUAAUAGGGAAUGGUUGUUUGCACUUCAGGAUCUUUUUGUUUUCUUUACAGCUUCUCAAUUGAAGCAUGUUUUUAAGGAACAUCUUCAUUUCCUUUUGACGAAGUGCAACGUUUCUCCUCUCCACUUCCUAUCCAAAUUUUUUACAGAAGAAGGUGUCUCUAUAGCACUUCAGGUUGAGAGUCUUCAUUCUUUUGCGGCCAUCUGUUUUCAUUUUGCAUCUUUGGAGAAGAAUAUAAGAAACAGCCACUUGCAGCCAGAAGAAAUCCUACUUGGUUUUCCUUAUUUUUUUGUUCCAUUGUCCAGUGACAACCAGGAUAUGCGAGUUGCUGCCAUGGAUUGCAUUGAAGGGCUCUACAGGCUGUGGUGCCAUGCUGAUGUUUCUAAUGGUAAAAAUGGUGGGGAUACUUUGUUGGCUCAUAGCAAGUGGGUACCUCUGAAGGAGCUUUUGGGGUUAAUGGUUCAGCAGAAGAGAUUGAUUUCAUCAGACCCAAUCUUUCUUCCAUCGUUUUUGACUUCUAUCUUGAGCUCCAGCAGUAGCCUUUUAGUGCCAGAUAAUAUUGAUGAGAGGUUUGAUAAGCCUACAAAAGUAUUCAUCUCUCAUUUCAUCUUGACAUCUGCGCUUAAACUUUCUGCAUAUGGAAAGCUUAUGGUUUUAUCUUUACUCAAAGGAAUGGGCACUGCAAUAAUGGAUGUAGAAGGCGUAAAGUUAUUGCUGUCUGAACUUUUGAAAAGGCGCAGUCAGUAUCAUCUUGGGGUUGACAAAUCCUGUUUGGAAUUAUCAAAGAUUGAAAUUGAAAUUCUUUGUCUUUUACUGGAGGUAUGCGCUAUGCCGAAAGCUCCACUUGCUCAAGAUAUUCUCAUAGAUUUUCUAUUGAAAGCUUUGCAAGUUGGUGGUACUAAUUCAGAAAAUCUGGCCAUUGUAUUGCCUUGUGUCACUGUCCUGCGAAAGAUGAGCUCUUCACUAUAUAGGGUUUUGGAGGCAGAGGAUCAGGAUCAUCUAUUCCAGGAGCUUAUUUUUCUGUUUCGCAAUGAUAAUGGCGAUAUACAGAAUGCAGCCAGAGAGGCUAUUCUUCGAUUAAAUAUAUCUUGCACAACCGUUGAUAGGCUGCUUGAGCUCAUUCUUGCACAAGAGGAGCACCUUAUUGGUUCAUCAAAUGGAAAGAGAAAGAAGAAACAUACAAAGCAUCAGAGAUAUGACUUACAUCCUGAUCAUUUUCACAGGGGGGGAGAUGUAGUUUCUUUACUUGUUUCUCUUCUUGAUGUUUUGCUUCUGAAGAAAGAUAUAGACAACAGACAUUUUCUGAUAGGGCCUUUAUUUAAGCUUCUCAAGAAAAGCUUUACUGAUGAGUGGCUUCUCAGGCUGGUUGGCCAGGAUCAAGAAUGGAUUGAAGCCUCAACUGGCGUUUCCCAGACUGUUUCCAGUCAAAUAUGUUAUAUUCAACAGACAACUUUGUUAAUUCUUGAAGACAUUAAUGCUUCACUCCUAUCUAAUAUUCCUCUUCAGGGUGAAAUUCUGAACAAAAUUGACAUAAAACUGUUAGUUGAAUGUGCACAUACUGCAAAAGAUGGAACAACUCGAAAUCAUGUAUUCUCAUUAUUAUCUUCUAUUGCAAAGGUCAUUCCUGAUAAAGUUUUAGAUCAUAUUUGUGAGAUAUUUACCAUCAUUGGGGAGUCAUCUGUUACACAGUGUGAUAAUCACUCACAACGUGUGUUUGAGGACCUGAUAUCUACUAUAGUUCCAUGCUGGCUAUCUAAAACAGAUGAUGCAGUGGAAUUGCUUCAGAUAUUCACAAAUGUGUUGCCUGAAAUUGCUGAGCACAGAAGGCUGACAAUUAUAAUAUACCUACUAAGGACAUUGGGUGAAAAAAGUAGCUUGGCUUCACUGCUUGUCCUUCUUUUUCGUUCAUUGGUUUCAAGGACAAGUAAGUCAUGCUAUGAUGGAAGUAUAUGUUUUAGUGCCAUGGCUAGCACGGAGUGGGAGUACACAUUUGCAGUACAGGUGGUCGAGCAAUAUUCAUGUAUUAUAUGGCUUCCAUCUCUAGGUAUCCUUAUUCAGCAAAUAGGAAAGCAUAAUGAGUGCCAACAGCAAUUUAUGGAAUUGCUCAUUGCUUUACAAUUUAUUCUGCACAAAUUAAGAGACACAGAAUUGAUAUUCAAGAUUGAAUCUGGGGAAGAUUCAGAGAGCAUUCAGAGAAUGCUUGGAAUACUUAUGGAGCAGGUUGUUUCUUACACGCAAAUUUUCAGCAGUAGAAGCAAGGAAAUAAAUAUUCCUAUUGCCAUAAGGAAAGAACUAAAAGAGUAUGUAGAUACUGUUCUUAGGGAAAUUACAAAGAGUGUGAUUCCCUCAGCAUAUUUUGAAGGCAUUACUUUGUUGCUCAGGCAUUCUGACAGAAAUGUGAGAAAGAAGGCUCUGGGCCUUUUAUGUGAGACGGUAAAAGAUCAUGACAUGGAUAAACUGAAGCAUAAGGAGAAAAGAAACUUGAACAAAAACUCAAGUAGUUCUUGGCUUCAUUUAAACAAGAAUGACUUGGAGACAUUUGACAAGAUGUGUUUGGAAAUUAUUCAUUUGAUUGAUGAUCCUAUGGACGAUGCGGAAACCCCUGUCAGGCUGGCUGCUUUCUCUGCACUGGAAAUUUUAGCAAACAAGUUUUCCUAUAAUAAUUCCAUCUUCAGCACAUGCCUUAAAUCUGUAGCAGAGCACAUUGGUUCAUGCAACUUAGCCGUUUCUUUUAGCUGUCUUCGAACGACAGGUGCUUUGAUCAAUGUGCUUGGUCCAAGGGCAUUAUCUGUUCUCCCCCACAUUAUGGCAAGCUUGUUAAAGAGGGCUCGUGAUGCCUCGAGCUUGUCUCUAAAAUCUAAACAUGGGAAGGAUACCAUUCUCGUUGGAUCUUCUAGUUUCAAGGAAUCUCCUCUGAUGUCAAUUCUUGUGACCUUGGAGGCAAUUGUGGACAAGCUUGGUUCUUUCCUAAAUCCUUAUCUUGCUGAUAUUAUUGAGCUGUUGGUACUGCAUCGAGAAUUUGCUUCCGGAUUGGAUCUUAAGAUGAAUCAAAAAGCUGGUGUAGUGCGUAGACUUGUCAUUGAGAAAAUCCCAGUUCGCCUUACUCUUUCACCUCUGGUGAGGAUAUACCCUGAAGCUAUCAAGCAUGGGGAAUCCAGUUUGGUAGUCUGUUUUGAAAUGCUAGCAGGACUAGUUGGCAUGAUGGAUAGAUCAUCUAUUGGAUCUUAUCAUGUUAGAAUAUUUGAACAAUGCUUACUAGCACUUGAUCUUCGUCGACAACAUCCUGUAUCAGUAAAAAAUAUUGAUUUUGUGGAGCAUAGUGUUAUCAAUGCAAUGGUUGCCCUAACAAUGAAGCUUACUGAGACCAUGUUCAGGCCUCUUUUUAUUCAGAGUCUUGAAUGGGCAGAGUCAGAAGUGGAAGAAAGUGGCUGUGCAGAAAGGAGGAAUUUAGAUAGAAUUAUUUCCUUUUACAGAUUGGUCAACAAACUUGCUGAGCAACAAAGGUCUUUGUUUGUUCCCUAUUAUAAAUACUUGCUCGACAGUUGCACACGCUAUCUAGUGUAUGGUUCCAAUACACCAUCUGAUGGAAUUUCCAAAAAGAGAAAGAAGGCAAAAGUUCAGGAGGAGAACAGUAGUAAAAAAGCAGGGAAAGAAGUGUUAUCACCUGGACAGUGGCAUCUCAGGGCACUUAUCUUAUCAUCCUUACAUAAAUGUUUUCUUUAUGAUACUGGGAGCCUGAAGUUUCUCGAUUCAUCUAAUUUCCAGAUCCUGCUGAAACCUAUAGUUGCACAGCUUGUAGUAGAACCACCAUCUUUGGAAGAGUUGCCAGAUCUGCCAUGUUUGAACGAAGUUGAUGACACAUUGGUUUCUUGCCUGGGACAGAUGGCUGUUACUGCAGGCUCUGACCUUUUAUGGAAACCUCUUAAUCAUGAGGUGUUGAUGCAGACCCGGAGUGAAAAAGUCCGGUCACGUAUUUUGGGUCUGAGAGUUGUGAAGUACCUACUGGAGCAUCUGAAGGAGGAAUACCUGGUGUUCCUGCCUGAGACCAUCCCUUUUCUCGGAGAACUGCUCGAGGAUGUUGAGCUGCCUGUUAAGUCUUUGGCCCAAGAUAUUCUGAAGGACAUGGAAACACUGAGUGGUGAAAAUCUUAGGCAAUACCUAUGAUGCUAAUAAAAGCUUGAUUCUGGUUUCCUCCUGCCAUUAAUCUGGUAUUAUUAGCAAGUCUCUGCAGAAGUAUCAGCCAAUACCACUAUGUUAACAAAGUGUAAUCCUGGUUUUUCCCCCGUAUGGCUGAUAUCAUUUGCAAUUGUCAGCAGGAAAGCCUAAGGAGGAUGCAGAUGGUAAAUAUUGUAGAUAUAUACACUUCACCAGGUCUUGUGAGCUCUGGACAAAAUUUUGGGAAAAAAAGAUGCGUAUCUCUAUUAUAUCUUAAUCGUUUUGGGGGAAAAUAAAUAUUUUUUGGUAAAAUAUUGUAUCUUAUUCUCAUUUUA